GUUCCUCGUCGGAGCAGUGAAGGGGGGACAGCAGUAUCGUCCGGAGGUCCGCUGGGAAGAUGAGCACCAAACAGGUGACCUGCAGGUAUUUCCUCCACGGCGUGUGCAGGGAGGGCAGCCGCUGCCUGUUCUCUCACGACCCCACCAGCAGCAAGCCGUCCACCAUCUGCAAGUACUACCUGAGAGGAGCGUGUGCUUACGGAGAGCGCUGCAGGUAUGACCACAUCAAACCCUCCUCCAGGGGAGGUGGAGGGGGGGGUGGAGCUCCAGAGGACCUGGCAGGGGGAGGCCGAGCCGGGCGAGGUGAAGCAAAGAGGACCCUGGUCCUCAGGGACAGAGGUGACGAACACAACGCUGUGUCUUUCUUUCUGGGCAACACCAGCCGUGUCCCCCCUCUACCAACGUGUCCUCCCUGUCCACCAGCUCUGGGCAGCGACGGGGCGUUCGGGGGCCCGGCAGACACUCAGAGGCUAGCGGCCCCGGCGGCCCUGGCGGCCCCAGCGGCGGCGGCGGCCGCAGCUCCUCCUCCACAGUCGUACGUGGACGCCAUCCGAACCGGGCUGGACCCCUCGUCUCAGGAACCAGUGCCGCUAGCGGUGGGCGGAGCUUACCAGGACCUCUUGUGUCCCUACGCCGCCGGCGGACACUGUUUCUAUGAAGAGAGCUGCACGUAUCUCCAUGGCGACCGCUGCGACGUCUGUGGGCUGCAGGUGCUGCACCCCCACGACCCCGAGCAGAGGAGAGCGCACGAGAAGAUGUGUAUGCUGGCGUUUGAGGCCGACAUGGAGAAGGCGUUUGCUGCUCAGCUCAGCCAGGACAAGGUGUGCUCCAUCUGCAUGGAGCUGGUGGUGCAGAAGGCCAACCCAUCGGACCGCAGGUUCGGCAUCCUGUCCUCCUGCUGCCACGUCUUCUGCCUGGCCUGCAUUCGACAGUGGCGCUGCACCAGGAACUUCAGCAACAAGAUCAUCAAAUCGUGUCCAGAGUGCCGAGUCAUCUCGGAGUUCGUCAUCCCCUCAGUCUACUGGGUGGAGGAUCAGGAUGACAAAGAAAACCUCAUAGAGCUGUUCAAGUCUGGCGUCAGUAAGAAGGCCUGCAAGUACUUCGACCAGGGCCGCAGCUCCUGUCCCUUCGGGGGGAAGUGUCUGUAUCUGCACGCCUUUCCGGACGGAACCCGAGCAGAACCGGACCGGCCGCGGAAGCAGCUGAGCUCCGAGGGGAACGUCCGGUUCAUGAACAACGUCCGUCUGUGGGACUUCAUCGAGGAGCGCGAGCAGCGCUCGCUGCCGCCCCUGCCGUCCAUGGACGGCGACGACAUCACAGAGCUGCGGGAGCUCUUCCUGCAGAUGUCGGUGCAGCCCCACGAGGAGCUGGAGGCCCCGCCCACUGCAGACUAGCCCCAACUCUGGUUCCCAUAGUUACCUCAGCGGCGGCUCCGUUAACACAAUGAAAUGGUCGUUUUAUUUAUUGUAUAUAAAAAUAAAUCAAGAAUCUGUAUGAAAACAA
This is a messenger RNA of Cololabis saira (Pacific saury), 1503 nucleotides long. RefSeq names its product makorin, ring finger protein, 2 (gene mkrn2). Gene Ontology annotation, biological process: protein polyubiquitination. The record is from RefSeq and is a predicted model, not a curated record. The coding region runs from base 60 to 1394 and encodes 444 amino acids. Gene Ontology annotation, molecular function: ubiquitin protein ligase activity; metal ion binding. Lineage: Eukaryota; Metazoa; Chordata; Actinopteri; Beloniformes; Belonidae. The transcript is spliced from 9 exons.